Molecule: messenger RNA, 4724 nt
Organism: Acipenser ruthenus (sterlet)
Lineage: Eukaryota; Metazoa; Chordata; Actinopteri; Acipenseriformes; Acipenseridae
Product: cytoplasmic phosphatidylinositol transfer protein 1-like
Exons: 9
Coding region: 764-1777 (337 amino acids)
Biological process (GO): phospholipid transport
Cellular component (GO): cytoplasm
Molecular function (GO): phosphatidylinositol transfer activity; phosphatidylinositol binding
Source: RefSeq, a predicted model, not a curated record
CAGCAGUAGAGGAGUCGUUUGAGAAGCAGACGCGCUCACUGCUAACUCUAACCCCCGAUGCAUUGUAUAGCUUUAGAUCUGCAUGGGCAUCAGCGUGAGGACAACUGCAGUGCCGAGCGUGUAAAACGAGAGGUUUAGAAAGAGGACAGCGGGUCUUAUCGCAAGCUCGGGAUUGUAGAGAUAAGGAAGAGGAGAAACGAAGCAUCACGUCUCUACUUCAAGUGUUCCGACACAUCUCUAUCCCGACACAUUGCCUUUCUCUAUUUAAUACCCCGACACAUUGCCUUUCUAUUUAACGCAAGCUUUCACACGCAUUUUGCGGAAGGCGUAUCUUGAGUUCCGUUUGUUUCAAUUGAUGUCAUUGUUUUAAUAAGACAUGCCUCUUCAGUGACACUUCUCUGCACUGUCUUUGAAUCGUUUUUUAGGGUUUGUGUGUAGCACUGCCUGGCAUUUUCUACAUUCCUUUUUUAUAAUUUCCGGAAGUGGGCUUACACUGUAAAAUGCACAUGAUCUGAACUUGCAGAAACGCAGAGGAACGUUUUUCUUUACCGCUGGGUCACUAUUGUUGUUGAUCGUGGUUUGAUGCAUGGCCAGCGCUCGCUGCUGUCUGAAUUGAUGAGUGCGUCGCUUAUCCAGUGACCGGAGCUUGGACAAUACACACACACAUCUAGCAACACGUCUACACGUAGAUUUACACUGCACAUAGCUUCUGUUAUACAUUGUUUUUGCUGACUGCGAGGAAUUUAAAAGUAAUCCAAGGAAUAUGCUGCUAAAGGAGUAUAGAAUCUGUAUGCCACUGACAGUGGAAGAGUACAGGAUCGGACAGCUGUACAUGAUCAGUAAGCACAGUCACGAGCAGAGCGACCGAGGAGAGGGCGUGGAGGUGGUGCAGAACGAGCCCUUCGAGGACCCCGCACACGGCAAGGGCCAGUGCACAGAGAAGCGUGUGUACCUCAACAGCAAACUCCCUAGCUGGGCUAGAGCAGUGGUGCCCAAGAUCUUCUAUGUAACGGAAAAGGCCUGGAACUAUUACCCAUACACCAUCACAGAGUACACUUGUUCCUUUUUGCCGAAGUUCUCCAUUCAUAUAGAAACAAAGUACGAAGACAACAAUGGAAGCAAUGACAACAUCUUCGGCAGCGAGGCCCAGGACGUGGACAGAGAGGUCUGCUUCGUUGACAUCGCCUACGACGAGGUCCCCGAGCGCUACUACAAAGAGUCAGAGGACCUGCGCUAUUUCAAGUCUGAGAAAACAUCCCGUGGUCUGCUCAAGGAGGGUUGGAGGGACAGCCAGCAGCCAAUCAUGUGCUCCUACAAGCUGGUGACUGUGAAGUUCGAGGUGUGGGGGCUGCAGACACGAGUCGAGCAGUUUGUGCACAAGGUUGUUCGAGACGUGCUGUUGCUUGGACACAGACAAGCUUUCGCCUGGGUGGACGAGUGGAUCGACAUGACAAUGGAUGAAGUGAGAGAAUUCGAAAGAGCCACUCAGGAAGCCACCAACAAGAAGAUCGGAAUCUUCCCCCCCGCGAUCUCUAUCAGCGAAACCCCCCUGCCCUGCUAUACCCACAGCGGCCCCUCCAGCGCCCCCUCCACCCCCCUCGCCACCGACGCCCCUGAGUUCCUCUCCGUGCCCAAGGACCGGCCCCGCAAGAAGUCAGCCCCCGAGACCCUGACCCUGCCGGACCCUGCGGACAGGGUGCCCCGCCUGCGCCUGCCCUCCCUGCGCCUGCCCCAGCGCUCGCCAUCCCACCAGCCCUCAGACGCCAACCCCCAGUAACCGCUGGGGGUGUGUGUGUGUGUGUGUGUGUGUGUGUGUGUGUGUGUGUGUGUGUGUGUGUGUGUGUGUGUGUGUGUGUGUGUGUGUGCUGAUAACCAGCCUUUAUUUUUAUAGGACAUCAGCAUCCAGUAAAAAGACCUUAGCCCUUAUUCUGAUAGUGAAACAAAUGCAUGGAGGAAAGCGUUUUUUUUUUUUUAUUUCUUCAUUUUGUUACACACUGUCUGCUGAAGGGGAUUCUAAAAGGCUCAGUCUCUUGAGCAUGUUUUCCGGUUCGGCUGUAUUGAACCGCCUGUGAAAGGUGAACGUUAGUUUUUCUCAAAUGAUUACCAUGUCCAGUUUUUGAAAUGCUAUGUGUUCCUUUCAUUUAGUAUGUGUCUGUUUUAACUCACCUGUCACCCAAGUCUUGGGUCUAUGCAGUGGGGUAGAAUGUACACAUGACAUGAGCUUUUGAAAGGGUAGUACCGGGCAGUUUCAAUGGUUUGAAAGGGUGUUCGCUGUUUGCCCAGUGGAGUACAUGUGUCUCUCUCUGAUGUCUGUGAAUGUUUCUUUAUGGACAAGUGAACCAGAAGUUUUAUACCAAUAAAGGUGCGCCAUGGUAAAAGAAUAGCGGAGUGUAGUAAUGAGUUGUAAAAGCAUGCUAAAGAAUAGAGUGUGGUAAAGCAUGGCUGUGUGUAGCUUAGUAAACAGAAAAACAUGGUUCCAUGCAUGUUUACCAUGGUACACUGUUACAAGGUCAUUGGAAAGACUGAGAGGUGUCAGUUCUUAGGGCUUCACAGCUGGAUAUCCAGUGCAUUAGUGCAGGCUGGAGGAAGGCAGACAUGCUGAUGUUUAGGAGUUGUGCUCUGGCCUGCCCCCCCACACAGACACAUGCGUCUGCCCUGGCUGUUGCAAAAGAACCAUGAGAUAACAAUAGCCACAAAAUAGCCAUCAGCAGCAGGAAACACAUUUGUUAUAUAACACAUGCACGGUCCACAGUGUUCAGAUCACACAGGCUGGUGCAUUAACCCUUUCUGUCCUGUAUCCGUGUUCAGAUCACACAGGCUGGUGCAUUAACCUUUUCUACCCUGGAUCAGUGUUCAGAUCACACAGGCUGGUGCAUUUGCCAUUUCUGUCCUGGGUGUAGCAGUGUGUGCAGUGGCUGUUAUAUCCAAGAUCUGAAUCCGUUUGUAGUUCAGACUGUAAAAAUGGAAAUGGGCCAGUUAGUUAGUCAGUAAUAAUGCUUCUCGAUUGCUGUGCUCCUGGUGGCAGUGGUGCCUUAGAAGAUGAAUCCCGAAUGCACACAGAAAUCAUUCCACACUCAGUUCCAGACCCUGUUAGAAAUACAACAUGACAGUGAGGAGGAGAGAGUGGUUUUGCAGAGGUGCAGCUGCAUUAGAGGACAGCUCUCUCAGACACUGUUGGAUCGGGUCUAGAAAGCCAUUUAUUAUAAAGUGCUCAAGCUCAGGAGAGCAGGAGAAGAAGAAGCUGCUGCCGACACUAGAGUCCAGGAAACUGCAGAAACGACGUGCUUGUAUGAGAUGAGCAAGCUGUCCCGUUGAGAUCUCUACUUUCAGGGAUAAGCCCUUUGAUCCAAGCCAAAAAAACAACACCAGGCUGUUAAGAAUAUCCGUUUGUUUUCAUCCAGUUGUCCCCUUUGACGUGUGAUCUCUGUUGUUUUAGCUUUGUGCAUCGUUAGCUUUUGAAAGCCUGUUGAUAUUGCCAAUGUACUCUAGGGUAGCAGCUUCCCAUGGGUAAGAAAUGCCUUCUUAUAAUAAAAGGAGAUGCCUUGUGUACAUGCCAGCUAGAUAGAUACAAGACCUUACACACGAUAUUGCAGACAUUGCUACAAACAGUACAUUGUUGCUUUGUGUUCCUAUGUGAAUUCUUGAAAAGCCGACGGUCUAUUUGUCUAAACAGUGACAGAUCUGUUUAGUUAUUUAAAAAGGGCUCAAAAAAUGGAACAGUGCACGUUGUGAGUCUCAGUCUUCAGUGUAUUGCUGUAAAACACCAGGGAAGAUUCCUAUUGUAAUUAUUAAAAGUGCGGUGGCAUUUAGAUCUGCCAGCAUUGUAGACCUAUCAAAUAAACCCCAGAACUUGUAGAAUUCCGUUUUAAAACAUGCUAAAGUAAAUAUUGCACAGUGUUCCAUACCUUAACAAUUGUCUGCACAUUGUAACAGAAAGCAGGGAUUUUGUUCACUCGAAGAUGUAUAUAAAAAAGUGAAUGCAAAGUUGACUAGUUGCGUAGUAUCCAUUCUUAAAAAAAAAAGCAGAGACUUGAUUAAACUGAGCAUGUUUCAGGAAUAAAAUGUCCCUCUUAUCUCAGUGCCUCUCUGCAUGCGAUGCUGUAUCUUUUAAUCUGUAAACUAAAUCUGUAACAUACCUUUGUAUAAACUACUUCCUGUUUUUCAUGUACCUUCUUCAAGCUGUGUAGCCUCAAACCUUUUACGAUACCACUGUAAAAUAAGCUGGCCAUAUCUGAACCAGGUUCAGUAACUGAACCCUGAACACCAGCUGGAAGACCUUUCAGUGGCCAGCAUUGAAUCACACUGUGCCCCUCGACACCCUCCUGCACGCCUGUCCGCUCUCAGAGCAGGGAAGAGGAGCAACAACUGGAAGCUGGGCUUCAUUUAAACGGAAGAGUUGGCUUUGAAAACUCGUUAGGGUGUCUUUUAAAAAAGAAUAUUUUUUUUUGUAUUACUAUUUUCUGUUGAAUUCCAUGACAUUUUUCUUAGGUUUGCUGUUUCUUUUUUUCGUUUUGCACCACUGUCGUUUCAGAUUUAAAAGGACCAAGUUUUUGAAUGUAAAGCCACUCUGUGUUUCUUCAGAAGUGCCACUCUGUGUCAGGCUCCCGAGAGUCUGUUUUGUUUCUAUAGAUUUGUGUUUCUUUGUUAUUAUCUUCCACUUUCUUACAUCUUGUAGUAAAUAAAGUGAAAUGCAAUCUGACCUGAGUUUUUUUUAUACAAUCACC